Molecule: messenger RNA, 474 nt
Organism: Polistes canadensis
Lineage: Eukaryota; Metazoa; Arthropoda; Insecta; Hymenoptera; Vespidae
Gene: roh
Exons: 3
Coding region: 152-391 (79 amino acids)
Source: RefSeq, a predicted model, not a curated record
UAAACUAAUACGGCUCAGUCGCCGAAAUUAAUCAAUGUGGAAAGUCUGUAUAGUUUUCUAUUUCACGACUUAGUUUUUCAUGGUUCAAUCUCGUAGUUCGUGAAUGACUUUUAGUCAAUUGUACAGGACCAAGAAAUUAUAUAAUUAAAAUAUGGCUGAAGAAAAAUCUAAAGGUCGUCCGAUGAGAUUUCCAUAUACAUUUGCCGCUCAAGUAGCUCAAUUUCCAUAUCGACAUUAUUUGAAACAUAGUUGGUUAAUGAGAUACUGGUUAAUUGCUAUUGUUGUCGCUUCACCAUUAUUUAUGAAAUUACAACAAUUAUCCUACUCAGAAGAAAAUGUUAAAAUAUGGGCUGAAAAGAGAAAGAAGGAAUUUGAAGGGCAUGGUCAUUAAGAAAAACUUCAAUUAGUAUACAAAAUGUUGUAACAUAAAAUACAUAAGUAAAAAUGAAUAAAUAUGUACUCAUAUGAUCCGUA